AUGGUGCUCUCCACCAUGGUGCUCUCCACCACGGUGUCCACCAUGGUGCUCUCCACCACGGUGUCCACCACGGUGUCCACCACGGUGUCCACCACGGUACCGGCGCAGUUGGCUUGCGUUGCGCUCAUCCUGGGCGUCAUUGUCUUUGCGCUCGGGGCUAUUUUCACCAUUCAUGCCUCGAUGGGCUUUGGUGACCCGUGCGAUCCCAACAACUUCUUUAAGGACUCGUUCAAGUGCUGGGCAAAGACUGGCGGGCCGAUCAUGAUGAUUAUCGGCGGCAUCGCGGUGGCGACUCUCAUUAUUGUCCAGUGCAUCCUGUGUGUGGCGUACAACCCCGACGCAUACGAUGAUGAUGGCGUUGUCGAGAGCGAGGAAGGGGCACCGGGCACGAUGCCGGCGACAUCCGGUGUGGCCGCCGUCACAGCAGGUCCACCACUGCCGCACAGCAUGUACACAAGCACCACCUCCGGCAUCGCGCCUGUGCCGGCGCCUGCAGCGCUCAUUGCCCCCAAUCCGCUCCUCGCGCCAGCGGUCGCCACGCCGAACGCGCCGCCGCCGUUUAAUCCGUACGCGCCGCCGUCUGCGCCGCCGCCAGCAGCGGAUGAGGCACCGCCAGCAUACGACGCAGCCGUGCGGAAGGUAUAG
Thecamonas trahens ATCC 50062 is the source of this 645-nucleotide messenger RNA. RefSeq lists its product as uncharacterized. NCBI's taxonomy places the organism in Eukaryota, Apusomonadida, Apusomonadidae. The record is from RefSeq and is a predicted model, not a curated record. The transcript is spliced from 2 exons. The coding region runs from base 1 to 645 and encodes 214 amino acids.